UGCUGCCCCCUCCCUCCACAGUUCCCUYGCAACGCAACCCGAGCCGGGGGGCCUAAAAAUAGCCCCCGAGGCGCAACCGCGGCCGCCCCGGUGACCUUCUGGGUAGCACAGGCCGAAGGCGGGCGGGCAGCAGGAAGGCAGGCCGCCGGCCCCCCAGGACUCGUCUCCCAAGUCACCAUCCUCCCGGGUGUCCCGUGGCCGCCUAGAUCCAGCGUCCCCCCAGCCCAGCUCGCAGAGGCCAUGCAGAAAGCCCGGGGCACGCGAGGCGAGGACGUGGGCACGAGGGCACCCCCCAGCCCAGGGGUGCCCCCGAAGAGGGCCAAAGUGGGGGCCGGCGGAGGGGCCCCGGCGGCCGGGGCCGGGGCUGGGGCUCCCGUCUUCCUGCGACCCCUGAAGAACGCGGCGGUGUGUGCGGGCGGCGACGUGCGGCUGCGGGUGGUGGUGAGCGGGACGCCCCAGCCCAGCCUCAGCUGGUUCCGGGAUGGGCAGCUCCUGCCCGCGCCGGUGCCCGAGCCCAGCUGCCUGUGGCUGCGGAGCUGCGGGGCGCAGGACGCCGGCGUGUACAGCUGCAGGGCCCAGAACGAGCGGGGCCGGGCCUCCUGCGAGGCUGUGCUCACUGUGCUGGAGGUCGGAGGUCCACAGAGAACUGCUGCUCCAAACGCUUCCUUUUACAGAAUCAGAAGAGGAUUGGGCUGCAGCAUGUCACAUAUGAGAACAUGUCCAGAUUGUACAGACAGAAGACAGCACAACAAACGGAAGCCUCAUUCUGUCCCGCUGGAAAGAACCAGCGAAGUUUUCCGCUCCUGCAGAAAGCAAAGUUACGACUCAGAGACAGCUGAGGAUGACAUCAGCGAUGUGCAGGGGACCCAGCGCCUGGAGCUUCGGGAUGACGGGGCCUUCAGCACCCCCACGGGGGGCUCUGACACCCUGGUGGGCACCUCCUUGGACACACCCCCGACCUCCGUGACAGGAACCUCAGAGGAGCAAGUGAGCUGGUGGGGCAGCGGGCAGACCGUCCUGGAACAGGAAGCGGGCAGCGGGGGUGGCACCUGCCGCCUCCCAGGCAGCCCAAGCAGCAUCCCUCAAAGUGGACUGCGCAGGGAGGAACCUGACCUUCAGCCUCAGCAGGCUAGUGAAGCCCCGCGUCCUCGCCCUGCCCCUCCGCCUCCUUCCAAGUCCGCGCUGCUCCCGCCACCAUCCCCUAGGGUGGGUAAGAGGGCUCCACCAGGACCCAGCGCCCAGCCCCCAGCCACCCCCACAUCGCUCCAUCGGCGCACUCAAGAGCCUGAGCUACCGGAGGACCCCACCGCGGAAGAGAAACGAGGCAAAAAGUCCAAGUCAUCGGGGCCCUCGCUGGCGGGUACGACAGAGUCCCGGCCCCAGACGCCACUGAGUGAGGCCUCAGGUCGCCUGUCGGGGCUGGGCCGCUCACCGAGGUUGGUGCGAGCCGGCUCCCGCAUCCUGGACAAGUUGCAGUUUUUUGAGGAGCGACGUCGCAGCCUGGAGCGCAGCGACUCGCCCCCAGCGCCCCUGCGGCCCUGGGUCCCCCUACGCAAGGCCCGCUCCCUGGAACAGCCCAAGUCCGUAGGCGACGCUGCGUGGGGCAUACCUGGGGCCUCUCAGGAGGAGCUGCAGGCGCCACAGGGCAGUGUGGCCGAGCGGCGCCGCCUGUUCCAGCAGAAGGCGGCCUCGCUGGACGAACGCACACGACAGCGCAGCCCUGCCUCUGAUCUCGAGCUGCGCUUCGCGCAGGAGCUGGGCCGCAUACGCCGCUCCACUUCGCGGGAGGAACUGGUGCGCUCCCAUGAGUCCCUGCGUGCCACCCUGCAGCGUGCCCCAUCCCCUCGAGAGCCUGGAGAACCCCCACUCUUCUCCCGGCCCUCUACCCCCAAGACUCCACGGGCUGUGAGCCCUGCCGCCACCCAGCCUCCUCCUCCCAGUAUUGUGGGCAAGUCUGUAGAAGAGCCUGGGAGGCCCAGAAGCCGUGGCCCUUUGGGCAGGACAGAGCCUGGGGAAGGCCCACAGCAGGAGGUUAGGCGGCGUCGGGAUCAGUUCCCACUCACCCGGGGCAGAGCCAUACAGGAGUGCAGGAGCCCUGUGCCGCCCCACAAUGCUGAUCUCCCGGAGGCCCAGACGAAAGCCCCCUCGGGUCGGAAGCGGGAGCCCCCAGCGCAGGCAGUGCGCUUUCUGCCCUGGGCCACACCGGGCCUGGAGGGCGCUGCUGUGCCCCAAACCUUGGAGAAGAACAGGGCAGGGCCUGAGGCCGAGAAGAGGCUGCGCAGAGGACCAGAGGAGGAUGGUCCCUGGGGGGCUUGGGACCGAAGAGGACCCCGCAGCCAGGGCAAAGGUCGCAGGGUCCGACCUACCUCUCCUGAGCUCGAGUCUUCGGAUGACUCUUAUGUGUCUGCUGGAGAAGAGCCCCUGGAGGCCCCAGUGUUUGAGAUUCCCCUGCAGAACGUGGUGGUGGCCCCAGGGGCUGAUGUACUGCUUAAGUGUAUCAUCACCGCCAACCCCCCACCCCAAGUGUCCUGGCUCAAGGAUGGGUCCACGCUGCACAGUGAGGGCCGCCUUCUCAUCCGGGCUGAGGGCGAGAGGCACACUCUGCUGCUCAGGGAGGCCCAGGAGGCUGAUGCGGGGAGCUAUAUGGCCACUGCCAUCAACGAGCUGGGCCAGGCCAGCUGUGCUGCCUCACUGGCUGUGAGACCUGGUAGGAAGCCCACCAAACCCAGGGGUGGGUCCACAUCCCCUUUCAGCAGUCCCAUCACUUCUGACGAGGAGUACCUGAGUCCCCCAGAGGAGUUCCCAGAGCCUGGGGAGACCUGGCCCGGAACCCCCACCAUGCAGCUCAGCCCCAGCCAGAACCACCGUUCUUCUGACACUGGCUCCAAGGCACCCCCCACCUUCAAGGUCUCACUCAUGGACCAGUCAGUACGAGAAGGCCAAGAUGUCAUCAUGAGCAUCCGUGUGCAGGGGGAGCCAAAGCCUGUGGUCUCCUGGCUAAGAAACCGCCAGCCUGUGCGCCCAGACCAGAGACGCUUUGCAGAGGAGGCUGAGGGAGGGCUGUGCCGGCUGCGGAUCCUGGCUGCCGAGCGGGGCGACGCUGGCUUCUACACCUGCAAAGCCGUCAAUGAGUAUGGCGCCCGGCAGUGUGAGGCCCGCCUGGAGGUCCGAGCACACCCUGAAAGCCGGUCCCUGGCCGUGCUGGCCCCCCUGCAGGACGUGAACGUGGGGGCCGGGGAGAUGGCGCUGUUUGAGUGCCUGGUGGCAGGUCCUGCCGACGUGGAGGUGGACUGGCUGUGCCGUGGCCGCCUACUGCAGCCUGCCCUGCUCAAAUGCAAGAUGCAUUUCGAUGGCCGCAAAUGCAAGCUGCUGCUCACCUCUGUUCAUGAGGACGACAGUGGUGUCUACACUUGCAAGCUCAGCACAGCCAAAGAUGAACUGACCUGCAGCGCCCGGCUGACCGUGCGGCCCUCACUGGCGCCCCUGUUCACCCGGCUGCUGGAAGACGUGGAGGUGCUCGAGGGCCGUGCUGCCCGCUUCGACUGCAAGAUCAGCGGCACCCCACCACCGUCCGUUACCUGGACUCACUUUGGUCACCCUGUAGAGGAGAGUGAGAACUUGCGGCUGCGGCAGGAAGGAGGUCUGCACUCACUGCACAUCGCCCACGUGGGCAGCGAGGAUGAAGGGCUCUAUGCAGUCAGUGCGACCAACACCCACGGCCAGGCUAACUGCUCGGCCCAGCUGUAUGUGGAGGAGCCUCGGACAGCCGCCUCAAGCCCCAGCUCAAAGCUGGAGAAGAUGCCGUCCAUCCCUGAGGAGCCGGAACAGGGCGAGCUGGAGCGGCUGUCCAUUCCUGACUUCCUGCGGCCACUGCAGGACCUGGAAGUGGGACUGGCCAAGGAGGCCAUGCUAGAGUGCCAGGUGACUGGCCUGCCCUACCCCACCAUCAGCUGGUUCCACAAUGGCCACCGCAUCCAGAGCAGUGACGACCGGCGCAUGACACAGUACAGGGAUGUACAUCACCUGGUGUUCCCUGCGGUGGGACCUCAGCAUGCUGGCGUCUACAAGAGUGUCAUCGCUAACAAGCUGGGCAAAGCUGCCUGCUAUGCCCACCUCUAUGUCACAGAUGUGGUUCCAGGUCCCCCAGAUGGUGCCCCRCAAGUGGUGGCUGUGACGGGGAGGAUGGUCACACUCACAUGGAACCCCCCCAGGAGCCUGGACAUGGCCAUCGACCCAGACUCCCUGACAUACACGGUGCAGCACCAGGUGCUGGGCUCAGACCAGUGGACAGCGCUGGCCACAGGUCUGCGGGAGCCCAGGUGGGCGGCCACAGGGCUGCGGAAGGGGCUCCAGCAUGUCUUCCGGGUCCUCAGCACCACCGGCAAGAGCAGCAGCAAGCCCUCACCCCCAUCGGAGCCCACACAGCUGCUGGAGCAUGGCCCACCCCUGGAGGAGGCCCCUGCUGUGCUGGACAAACCAGACAUCGUGUAUGUGGUAGAGGGACAGCCUGCCCAUGUCACCAUCACCUUCAACCAUGUGGAGGCCCAGGUCGUCUGGAGGAGCUGCCGAGGGGCCCUCCUGGAGGCACGGACAGGUGUGUAUGAGCUGAGCCAGCCGGAUGAUGACCAGUACUCUCUUCGGAUCUGUCGGGUGAGCCGCCGGGACGUGGGGUCACUCACCUGUACUGCCCGCAACCGCCAUGGCACACAGGCCUGCUCGGUCACACUGGAGCUGGCAGAGGCUCCCCGGUUUGAGUCCAUCAUGGAGGAUGUGGAGGUUGGGGCUGGAGAAACCGCUCGCUUUGCUGUGGUGGUUGAGGGGAAACCGCUGCCAGACAUCACAUGGUACAAGGACGAGGUGCUGCUGGCUGAGAGCAGCCAUGUGAGCUUUGUAUAUGAAGAGAACGAGUGUUCCUUGGUGGUGCUCAGCACGGGGACCCAGGAUGGGGGCGUCUACACCUGUACUGCCCGGAACCUGGCAGGGGAAGUCUCCUGCAAAGCAGAGUUGGCUGUGCACUCUGCUCAGACAGCUAUGGAGGUYGAGGGGGUCGGGGAGGAUGGAGAACAUCGAGGAAGGAGACUCAGCGACUUUUAUGACAUUCACCAGGAGAUUGGCAGGGGUGCCUUCUCCUACCUGCGGCGUGUGGUGGAACGCAGCUCUGGCCUGGAGUUUGCGGCCAAGUUCAUCCCCAGCCAGGCAAAGCCCAAGGCAUCAGCCCGGCGGGAAGCCCGGCUGCUGGCCCGGCUUCAGCACGAUUGCAUCGUCUACUUCCAUGAGGCCUUCGAAAGGCGCCGGGGACUGGUCAUUGUCACUGAGCUCUGUACAGAGGAGCUGCUGGAGAGAAUGGCCAGGAAACCCACCGUGUGUGAGUCUGAGAUCCGGGCCUAUAUGCGUCAGGUACUAGAGGGAAUAUGCUACCUGCAUCAGAGCCAGGUGCUGCACCUCGAUGUCAAGCCCGAGAACCUGCUGGUGUGGGACGGUGCAGACGGCGAAGAGCAGGUGCGCAUCUGUGAUUUUGGGAAUGCCCAGGAGCUGACUCCAGGAGAGCCCCAGUACUGCCAGUAUGGCACACCUGAGUUCGUAGCUCCCGAGAUCGUCAACCAGAGCCCUGUGUCUGGAGUCACUGACAUCUGGCCUGUGGGCGUCAUUGCCUUCCUUUGUCUGACCGGAAUCUCCCCGUUUGUUGGAGAGAACGAUCGGACAACACUGAUGAACAUCCGAAACUACAAUGUGGCCUUUGAGGAGACCACAUUCCUGAGCUUGAGCAGAGAGGCCCGGGGCUUCCUCAUCAAAGUGCUGGUGCAGGACCAGAUGAGACCUACUGCAGAGGAGACUCUAGAACAUCCUUGGUUCAAAACACAGGCAAAGGGAGCCGAGGUGAGCACAGAUCACCUGAAGCUCUUCCUGACACGUCGGAGGUGGCAGCGCUCACAGAUCAGUUACAAAUGCCACCUGGUGCUGCGCCCCAUCCCAGAGUUGCUGCGGGCGCCCCCAGAGAGGGUGUGGGUGGCCAUGCCCAGAAGAACACCCCCCAGUGGGGGGCUCUCAUCCUCCUCGGACUCGGAAGAGGAAGAGCUGGAGGAGUUGCCCACUGUUCCCCGCCCCCUGCAGCCCGAGUUCUCUGGCUCCAGGGUGUCCCUCACAGACAUUCCCACUGAGGAUGAGGCCCUGGGAACCCCAGAGGCUGGUGCUGCCACUCCCAUGGAUUGGCAAGAACUGGGAAGGGCUCCCUCUCAGGACCAGGAGGUUCCCAGCCCUCAGGCCCUCCCCUCUCCAGGCCAGGAGCCCCCAGCUGGGUCCAGUCCCAGGCGGGGAGAGCUCCGCAGGGGUAGCUCCGCUGAGAGCGCCCUGCCCCUGGCGGCGCGGGAGCCGGGCCGGGGCCUGCACAAGGCGGCGUCUGUGGAGCUGCCGCAGCGCAGGAGCCCCAGCCCGGGAGCCACCCGCCUGGCCCGGGGAGGCCUGGGCGAGGGCGAGUACGCCCAGAGGCUGCAGGCGCUGCGUCAGCGGCUGCUACGAGGAGGUCCGGAGGAUGGCAAGGUCAGCGGCCUCAGGGGCCCCCUGCUGGAAAGCCUGGGAGGCCGUGCCCGCGACCCCCGAAUGGCGCGGGCUGCCUCCAGCGAGGCAGCGCCACACCACCAGCCGCCACCCGAGACGCGGGGCCUGCAAAAGAGCAGCAGCUUCUCGCAGGGAGAGGCGGAGCCUCGGGGGCGGCACCGCCGCGCCGGGGCACCCCUCGAAAUCCCUGUAGCCAGGCUUGGGGCCCGCAGGCUACAGGAGUCUCCCUCCUUGUCUGCCCUCAGCGAGGCCCAGCCGCCCAGCCCCGCGCGUCCCAGCGUUCCCAAACCUAGUAUCCCCAAACCUAAGGAACCCGCUACUGCCACSCCAGGUGGUUCUCCCCAGCCCUCCGCACCCCUGCCUACCCCCGAGAAGGCCCCAGAGCCCACGCCAGAACCAGGCCGAGCCUCCAGGCCGGCACAGCUCCCCGUGGCUCUGCAAACCCCAGCGCUGCCCCUCACGCCCUAUGCCCAGAUCAUGCAGUCGCUCCAGCUGGCCGGUCACGCCCAGCCCUUACAGAGCCCCCCAUCGCCCUCGUCAGAGCCCAAGCCCCACGCGGCCGUGUUCGCCAGGGUGGCCUCCCCGCCUCCAGGAGUCCCAGAGAAGCGCUUGCCUUCACCCAGGGCUCCCCCAGUGCUAGUCGAGAAAGCCAGGGUCCCCACGGUAGCCCCCAGGCCAGGCAGCAGCCUUAGCAGCAGCAUCGAGAACCUAGAGUCAGAGGCGGUGUUCGAAGCCAAGUUCAAGCGCAGCCGCGAAUCGCCCCUGUCGCGGGGCCUGCGGCUACUGAGCCGCUCGCGUUCAGAGGAGCGUGGUCCCUUCCGCGGGGCCGAGGACGAGGAUGGCAUGUACCGGCCCAGCCCGGCGGGAACCCCGCUGGAACUGGURAGACGGCCAGAACGCUCGCGCUCCGUGCAGGACCUGAGGGCUGUCGGGGAGCCGGGCCUCGUCCGCCGGCUCUCACUGUCGCUGUCCCAGAAGCUGCGGCGGACUCCACCCUCACAGCGCCACCCGGCCUGGGAGGCUCGAGGCGGAGACGGGGAGAGCUCAGAGGGCGGCAGCUCAGCGCGGGGCUCCCCGGUCCUGGCGGUGCGCAGGAGGCUCAGCUCCACGCUGGAGCGGCUGUCCAGCAGGUUACAGCGCAGCGGCAGCAGCGAGGACUCCGGGGGCGCCUCGGGCCGCAGCACGCCGCUGUUUGGACGUCUGCGCAGGGCCACCUCCGAAGGCGAGAGUCUGCGACGCCUUGGCAUCCCACACAACCAACUGGCCUCUCAGRCCGGUGCCACUACUCCUUCCGCUGAGUCKCUGGGCUCUGAGGCCAGCGCCACCUCGGGCUCCUCAGCUCCAGGGGAAAGCCGAAGCCGGCUCCGCUGGGGCUUCUCAMGGAUGCGGAAGGACAAGGGCUUAUCACAGCCAAACCUCUCUGCCAGCAUCCAAGAGGACUUGGGUCACCAGUAUGUGCCCAGUGAGUCAGACUUCCCCCCAGUCUUCCACAUCAAACUCAAGGACCAGGUGCUGCUGGAGGGGGAGGCAGCCACCCUGCUCUGCCUGCCAGCUGCCUGUCCUGCUCCCCGAAUCUCCUGGAUGAAAGACAAGCAGUCUCUUCAGUCAGAGCCUUCGGUGGUCAUCGUGUCCUGCAAAGACGGAAGGCAGCUGCUGAGCAUCCCCMGGGCRGGCAAGCGACAUGCCGGGCUGUAUGAGUGCUCAGCCACCAAUGUCCUAGGCAGCAUCACCAGCUCCUGUACUGUGGCUGUGGCCCGUGUCCCAGGAAAACUAGCUCCUCCUGAGGUGCCCCAGACCUAUCAGGACACGGCACURGUGCUGUGGAAGCCAGGAGACAGCCGGGCUCCUUGCACGUACACACUGGAGCGGCGGGUGGAUGGGGAGUCUACCUGGCACCCCGUGAGCUCAGGCAUCCCUGAUUGUUACUACAACGUGACACACCUGCCCAUUGGUGUAACUGUGAGGUUCCGCGUGGCCUGUGCCAACCGUGCUGGGCAGGGYCCCUUCAGCAACCCUUCUGAGAAGGUCCUCGUCAGGGGCACUCAAGAUUCUUCAGCUCGGCCAUCUGCUGCUCGCCAAGAUGCCCCUGUUACCUCAGGGCCAGCCAGGGCCCAGCCUCCUGACUCUCCUACCUCACUGACCCUGACCCCAGCUCCCCCAGCCCCCCAGUCAGCCUCUUUCAGCCCCUCAGCCCCUCUCACGCCCCCCAGCCAGGCCUGGUCGUCACUCAAGGCUGUGGGUCCACCACCCCAAACCCCCCCACGAAAGCACAGGGGCCUGCAGGCCACUCAGCAACCAGAGCCCACCCUACCCAGUGCCCAGGUCACCCUAAGUGUGCCCAAGUCUUUUGUUCCUGACACUGGGACAGGGACUCCAACCUCCACCCCCCAAGCAGUUAAACCAGCGUCUUCCUCCACUCCCCUGUAUAUGGUGACUUCCUUUGUGUCUGCACCCCCAGCCCCCGAGCCCCCAGCCCCUGAGCCCCCUCCUGAGCUCACCAAGGUGCCUGUGCGGAGCCUCAGCCCAGGCAGAGAGGUGGUCGGCUCCCCUGGGGGCGGCCCCCCCAGGUCCCCCACACCAGAGGGCACUACUCUGAGACAGGGCCUCCCUCAGAAACCCUACACCUUCCUGGAAGAAAAAGCCAGGGGCCGCUUUGGUGUCGUGCGAGCAUGCCGGGAGAAUGCCACAGGCCGUACAUUUGUGGCCAAGAUUGUGCCAUAUGCAGCAGAGGGCAAACGGCAAGUCCUGCAGGAAUAUGAAGUGCUCCGGACACUGCACCACGAGCGGCUUAUGUCCCUGCACGAGGCCUACAUMACCCCUCGGUACCUUGUGCUCAUUGCUGAGAGCUGCGGCAACCGGGAACUCCUCUGUGGGCUCAGUGACAGGUUCCGGUAUUCUGAAGAUGACGUGGCCACCUAUGUGGUGCAGCUGCUACAAGGUCUGGACUAUCUCCAUGGCCGCCACGUGUUACAUCUGGACAUCAAGCCGGACAAUCUGCUGCUGGCCCCUGACAACACCCUCAAGAUUGUGGACUUUGGCAGCGCCCAACCCUACAACCCCCAGGCCCUGCGACCCCUUGGCCACCGCACGGGCACGCUGGAGUUCAUGGCUCCUGAGAUGGUGAAGGGAGAACCCAUUGGCUCUGCCACAGAUAUCUGGGGAGCAGGUGUGCUCACCUACAUCAUGCUCAGUGGACACUCUCCAUUCUAUGAGCCAGACCCCAAAGAAACAGAGGCUCGGAUUGUGGGGGGCCGUUUUGAUGCCUUCCAGCUAUACCCCAACACAUCCCAGAGUGCCACCCUCUUCUUGCGAAAGGUUCUCUCAGUACAUCCCUGGAGCCGGCCUUCCCUGCAGGACUGCCUGGCCCACCCGUGGCUGCAGGAUGCCUAUCUGAUGAAGCUGCGCCGCCAGACACUCACCUUUACCACCAACCGACUCAAGGAGUUUUUGGGUGAGCAGCGGCGCCGCAGGGCUGAGGCCGCCACCCACCACAAGGUGCUGCUCCGUUCCUACCCURGCAGCCCCUAGCAGCAUGGACCACAGCCUGGCCGUGGGCUUCAACUUGGGGUUCCCACCAAUGUCAAGGGACAUUCCAGGGCCCAUGCUGAACCGGGUGGGCCCAGGGCUUCGGAUACCACCAGCAGCAACAUCUGGCCGGGUUAUUACCUCAUGGACCUGCAGGGAUAGAGGCUCUAGGGCUUCGGCCUGAUGCCACUCCCAGCCAGAGCCAGAGCAGAAGACCCAUUGGGCAGGGGUGGGAACAGAAAGAGGGACAAGAGGGAUUGAGGAAGUGAAGAGGAAGAUACAGAAGACAGGCAGAGAGACUCUAGGAAGGUUCUGGGGGUGGGAGGCAUAUUGCAUCUCAGGGAGAAUCCAGGAGGGUGAGAGUCUGGAGAGGAGGACAAGGAAGGAGCCCAGGUGUCAGGGACACAGGCUGAGAAUGUCAGUGAGGCAGGGACUGGACACAGAGACAGUACCAGGAGUCCUGAGCCAGGGUGUGAGAGAGGGCAGCAARGUGGGAGGAGAGGACAGCAAGCUCAGGGGGGACGAGGGGAGGGAUGGGCCAGCAGCGGCAUCUCCAGAAGCAGAGAAGAGAAAUGCUGAGAGCCCCAGGCAAGUGGCCAUGCAAGCAGUCCUUCUGUCCCAGCGGAUGCAGCUCUGGGCGCUCUCUGCUGGCCCAAGGAUGUCCCCACUGUCCCUCCAUGACCUUUGCCUUUCCUGUUCAUAUUUAUUUAUUUAUUGACUUUUAUGAAGUUUUCCUUUCCAUCUAAUCCCUAUUGCCCAUGUUGUCCUGACCAUUCCCCCAGCCAUCCAGCUGUCUGUGCAGCUCUCUGUCUGUCUGUCACAAGGAAAAUAAAAACAGCAAGCAGCAGGA
Molecule: messenger RNA, 10930 nt
Organism: Urocitellus parryii (Arctic ground squirrel)
Lineage: Eukaryota; Metazoa; Chordata; Mammalia; Rodentia; Sciuridae
Gene: Speg
Product: striated muscle enriched protein kinase
Biological process (GO): protein phosphorylation
Molecular function (GO): protein kinase activity; ATP binding; protein binding
Source: RefSeq, a predicted model, not a curated record